AUGGCAGAUGGUACCUACAGGUUCCAGCAGCCUGGGGCCGGGCCGUUUUCCUUCCAAACUCAACCACAGCAUCACUCUCACCAACGACACACCAUUCCAAACGGAACCAAUUCUCCGGUUCGACUAAAGCUCAAUCACGAUACUCCUUCCCCUUCUCGAUCACCCCCCGUUAACCAAUCAGCCACAAUCUCCUUCAACAUGUACCAAGGGCAACACAUGGUGAUGAAUGGUGCCCAGGCCCACCAUCAGCACCAGCACCAACAGCAGCGCUAUGGUGGUGGAAUUGGCAUGCCAAUCUCUAAAUUCCAAUCGCACCAUACUCAACAACAAAUUCACGCCUCCCACUCCCAAGCCACACACACAUUUACUCAACAGAACUACUCCGCCGGGGUUUUGCCGACAUCGAACGCUCAAUUCAAUCAGAGUCACCUCCAGAAUGGUGGCCCAACUAUUGGCGACGACGACUUGGAAGGAUCUAUGAGUGAGCAUUGGCAGCAACAGCUCCAGCUUUAUGCUGAGUCGCGAAACUCCUCUUCUCCUCAUUACUUCGCUAGAAUCAUGGCACAACAAUCCAAGGGCGUGCAGCUCCUGGCUAGUCAAACUGAUGGGAAUGAAAAUACGGUUGAUUCACGAACUGGAGCUCCAAUCACAAAACCCUCUUCACGGCAAGGAUGGAAUUCGAUCGACUUUGGCGGGCAGGGCUUACGUGCCAUUUCCACCUCAUUGUUUGGGUAUGAGUUUCUUGAGAAGAUCUACCUCAACCACAACAAGCUGAAGGCCCUUCCUUCUGCAAUCGGCCAACUGCGAAAGCUAACCCAUCUCGAUCUUUCUGGGAAUGAGUUAACGGAGCUUCCCGAAGAGAUUGGCAUGUUGACCAAUCUCAAGAAGCUUUAUCUCUUUGAUAACAACAUUCGCACCCUUCCUUAUGAGAUGGGGUACCUAUACCGCCUGGAGACGUUAGGCAUUGAAGGCAAUCCUCUGAAUGAGGUUCUCAAGUCUCAGAUUAUGAAAGAUGGGACAAAAGCUCUAAUCAAAUACCUAAGGGAAGAGAUGCCUGUACACUUGCCGCCCCCAGAUCGUGACUGGGUCAUCCUUGACGAGACUGCAAGCUCGAACAACCCCCCCGCCGAGAAAAUCACCGUUUUAUCCUACAACACCCUGUGUGACUCCUCCGCCACCGCCUCCCACUAUGGCUACGUCCCUUCACGCAUUCUCUCUUGGGAGUUCCGUCGUGAACUCAUCCUUAACGAAUUACGAUCUCACAGCUCGGACAUUGUCUGUCUCCAAGAGGUGGACCAAGGAAGCUACAACAACUUCUACCGAGAACAGCUUGCCUACAGUGAUUACAAGGGUGUCUUCUGGCCUCGAGGGCGUGCCAUGGGUAUGCAGGAGGAAGAUGCGAAGGCCAUUGAUGGUUGCGCAACUUUCUUCAAGGGAAGCAAGUACAUUCUUUUGGAUAAACAACUCAUCAAUUUCGGCCAAACUGCUGUGCGUCGCCCCGAUGCUAAGGGCCAGGAUGAUAUCUACAAUCGACUUUGGCAGAAGGACCACAUUGCAGUGGUCGUUUUCCUUGAGAACCGACAGACCGGAGCCCGCUUCAUGGUUGUGAACUCUCAUCUCUACUGGGACCCGGCAUUCAAGGACGUGAAGCUCAUCCAGACUGCCAUCCUGAUGGAGGAAAUCACUAAGCUUUCUGACAAGUAUGCCAAAUGGCCGGCUUGCACAGAUAAGACCGCAUUCCGCUUCUCCGAGGCAGAAAGUGGAUCUGAGAACGCCCCAAUCGUGGAGCCUGCGCCGUCCAAGGAGUACUCCAGUGGUGAUCAGAUCCCGCUCUUGAUGUGUGGUGAUUUCAACUCAUCGCCAGGGUCUGCGGCAUACACUGUGAUUGCGACCGGACGGCUUGAUGAAGACCACCCGGAGCUCAAAAACCGCCUUUACGGCAACUUGAGCACGGUCGGUAUGACACAUCCAUUCCAACUUAAGUCUGCUUACGACUCUAUUGGGGAAUUGAGCUUCACAAACUACACACCGGACUUCAAGGAUAUCCUUGACUAUGUGUGGUUCUCAUCCAACACACUUCACGUGUCCGCCUUGCUUGGCGAGGUCGACAAGGAAUACCUACGCCGGGUACCAGGUUUCCCUAAUUUCCAUUUCCCUAGUGAUCACGUUGCAUUGUUUGCGGAGUUUACUCUUAAAGGAAAGAAGGGCAAGGUUGUGGAGGCGGAUUUUGGGCCGCAACGACACUGA
Penicillium longicatenatum is the source of this 2247-nucleotide messenger RNA. RefSeq names its product CCR4-Not complex 3'-5'-exoribonuclease subunit Ccr4. Gene Ontology annotation, cellular component: CCR4-NOT complex; nucleus; cytoplasm. NCBI's taxonomy places the organism in Eukaryota, Fungi, Ascomycota, Eurotiomycetes, Eurotiales, Aspergillaceae. Bases 1 to 2247 code for a protein of 748 amino acids. The record is from RefSeq and is a predicted model, not a curated record. The transcript has 2 exons. Gene Ontology annotation, molecular function: poly(A)-specific ribonuclease activity; protein binding. Gene Ontology annotation, biological process: nuclear-transcribed mRNA poly(A) tail shortening.